Debaryomyces fabryi is the source of this 1869-nucleotide messenger RNA. RefSeq lists its product as uncharacterized. Gene Ontology annotation, biological process: amino acid transmembrane transport. Gene Ontology annotation, molecular function: amino acid transmembrane transporter activity. The record is from RefSeq and is a predicted model, not a curated record. Lineage: Eukaryota; Fungi; Ascomycota; Pichiomycetes; Serinales; Debaryomycetaceae. The transcript has a single exon. The coding region runs from base 1 to 1869 and encodes 622 amino acids.
AUGGGUAAAAAAGCGAGUACUGAGACGUUGAAUACACAGACGAUGGAUGGAACCGGGCCAAGCACAUUAAAACAUAGUGCCUCUGAUAACUCAUAUCAUUCCAACUCGUCCAAUGAUAGAAGCUAUCAGGAGCAAAUUUCAAAUAUCAAUUCACAAAACGCUAAUUUGAAAACCAUAAAUAAGCAUUUGGUGAAUCAAGAAGAUACUUUAAAAUUGCAAGGGGGAGAUGUAGCUAGACACCUCUACCUGCAGCUUGAAAAUGUUAGCAGCAAAGAGUUGACGAACCUGAAGAAGAGAACGAGGUCAUCAUCGUUUUCCAAUUUCAUGACUCAGUCGAGAAGGCAGUCUACUGCUAGCGACAUUAAUAUUCCAGGAGGAUUUAGAAGAGAAUUUUUAAUUAACAAAUCUUUGCAGGAGAAUACGGAGCCUCCAAAUUUUUUGACAAGAAAUUUUGUUGAGUUUUUGAGCAUAUAUGGUCGUUUUGCGGGGGAGAAUUUUGAUGAUGACGAAGAUAAUGAUGAACAAUAUGAGGAGGCAUUCGACGAAGAGUCGCUAUUGCUACCCAAUGAACGUAGAGCGCCCCCUACCCGUAGGCCUAGACCAGAAAAGAAGGGAGCAGCCAAUAUUCCCAAGACGUUUUUCUUAGUUUUUAAAGCGUUGGUGGGUUCUGGUAUAUUGUUUUUACCUAAGGCUUUUGCUAAUGGAGGUCUUUUGUUUUCAUCCAUUAUGUUAUUAUGUUUUGGAUUGUUGACAUUUCUUUGUUAUAUCAUUUUAAUCCGUUCUAAAAGAAUAUUGAACAAAUCUUCAUUCGGUGAGUUAGGAUUUAAGACCCAUGGAAAGCCGUUAAGAAUUUGCAUUUUAAUAUCUAUCUUGAUUUCCCAAAUUGGGUUUGUUGCUACUUAUAUUUUAUUUACAGCAGAAAAUGUGAUCUCUUUCAUCGAGAACUACUUACAUUUUUCUGCUCACUACGUGAGUACACGGAAUAUUGUCAUUCUCCAAUGUAUUUUAUUAAUUCCUUUGGUUCUCAUCAGAAAUUUAGCUAAGUUAUCUAUAAUUUCUUUGAUAUCAUCGGUUUUUAUAGUAAUUGGACUAAUAAUCAUAUUCUAUUUUUCCAUUAUGAAAAUUUCAGUCGAAGGUGUUGGUCCAAAUAUAGUCAAAUUUAACUCUAGCAACUGGUCAAUGUUGAUUGGAGUCGCAGUUACAUCAUUUGAAGGUAUUGGAUUGAUUUUACCAAUUGAAUCUUCGAUGGCUCAACCAGAAAAAUUCCCUAUGGUUUUAUCAAUAAGUAUGUGCGUUAUAACGACAUUAUUCGUGUCUAUUGGUGUUCUUGGGUAUUCUACAUUUGGAGAUCAGGUUAAAUCAAUCGUUAUUUUGAAUUUGCCACAGGGUAAACUAUCUGUUCAGCUCAUAUCGUUACUCUACUCGUUAGCGGUAUUCUUGACAGCGCCCCUCCAGUUAUUUCCGGUAACUAAGAUAUUAGAAUCCUUAAUUUUCAAUUCAUACUUAUUCAAUGAUAGAACUACUUCUACUAAGAAAGAUGAUGAAGGUAAAUUGUAUCACUUUUCAGGCAAAUAUAGUACGUCAAUUAAGUGGUCCAAGAAUUUAAUAAGAGCAAUAUUAAUUAGCUCGAUAUGUAUAAUUGCAUAUUUAAAUGCAAACAACAUAGAUAAAUUCAUUUCUUUCAAUGGGUGUUUUGCAUGUAUCCCACUCGUAUAUAUCUAUCCUCCCUUGAUACAUUUGAAAACUUAUAAAUUUGAUAGACAAAAUGAUUGGAAGGGUAAAUUUUUUAAAGUAUUUGAUUAUAUUUUAAUAGUCGUUGGGAUGAUAGCAGUUUUCUAUACGACGUAUCAAAUUUUAUUCUUAAUUUAA